CAGAGAAGAUUCGAUUUGAUAGCAAGAAUGACAGAAACUAUCCAAGACUUGACCGCUGGUCACUGGGAAACCACGGUGUUCGCUGACCUCAACAUUUCCUUGGACCUCCGUGAAGCUAAAGAGGACAACAUUACAGCUUCUCAAGUCACCGCAGAUGGAAGCCUCGUCCCUAUUGGCGUACAGGUGCUCAUGUACAUUAUGUAUAUCACUAUAUCCCUUGCCGCCAUUGGUGGGAAUGGAAUUGUUUGUUAUAUUGUGUUAUCUGAUCCCCGGAUGCGAACUGUGACCAACUUCUUCAUAGUUAACCUUGCUGUUGGGGACAUCUUGAUGGCCGUUCUGUGCAUUCCCUUUACCUUUGUGGUCAAUCUUAUUCUCGGACGGUGGCCAUUCGGCGCUGUCUUCUGUGUGAUUUUCACCUACGCUCAGGCUGUCUCGGUAUUUGUUAGUGCUUACACACUAAUAGCGAUUAGUGUAGACAGAUAUAUUGCCAUCAUUAAGCCCCUGCGGCCAAGAAUGACCAAACUACAGGCUAAGCUACUUAUUUUUGCCGUAUGGCUUGUGGCACUGCUAACGCCCCUACCCACAGCCAUCGUUUCUAAGCUAGUCCAACAAAACAACACCGACCGAUUUCACUGCACCGAGGUGUGGAACACUCCAAUCCAAAGAUAUUACUAUAGCAUGGCUCUAAUGCUCCUACAAUAUUUCCUUCCGUUGAUUGUACUUAUUUUCACUUACUCCAGGAUCGCUAUUGUCGUGUGGGGAAAACAAACACCAGGAGAGGCUGAAGACACUCGCGACCAGCGAUUGGCUGCUUCAAAAAGGAAG
Limulus polyphemus (Atlantic horseshoe crab) is the source of this 825-nucleotide messenger RNA. RefSeq names its product RYamide receptor-like. Gene Ontology annotation, biological process: neuropeptide signaling pathway. Lineage: Eukaryota; Metazoa; Arthropoda; Merostomata; Xiphosura; Limulidae. Gene Ontology annotation, cellular component: membrane. Gene Ontology annotation, molecular function: neuropeptide Y receptor activity. The transcript has a single exon. The annotation marks the transcript as partial. The record is from RefSeq and is a predicted model, not a curated record.